AUGAGUAGAUUUUUAAGGAAAAGGAUUUAUGAUAAUAAAGACCAAACUUUUGAAGAAUGGAUUGAGUCCUUGAAAGUCAAGAGUAAUCAUGAAAGUCAAGCUGACAGCAAUUAACUGAAUAAUUAAUCAAAAGUGAUUGAUAAAAAAGACAAAUUAGCCCUUGAAAUACAAAAAAUUAGAGAAGAGCACCUCAAGGAGUUUUAGAAUAAAGUUCUUAACGACAACGUAAAUAAAAGUGAAAAUAAAGAUGAAUACAUUCCAGAAUUAAAUUAAGUAAUUGAAAAAAAAUAAAAUUAAUCAAAGCAAUUUUAAUAAUAGCAACCAUAAAAAUUGAUACAUAACCCUUGGAUAGAUGAAAUAAACAGAAUGGAGAAGCAUAGAGUUGAGAUUUUUCAUUAGUAAAGACAGGAGAAGAUACUAGAGAAAAGAUUUUUAAAGUUUCAAAAUUUAAUUGAUAGAAAAUGCGGACCUGAUCACUAGGUCACCAAAUUUCCAAAUUUCACUCCCAAAAAUGAGCUGCCUUGGACUUUCAGUUAUGCAGAAGCCGAGAAAAAGGUAUUUAAAGCUAAGCCCUAAUGGAUUUGGGAUGAGAAAGUGAUAGGCAAAAUAUGUAGCUAAAAGUAAAUAUAAAAAUACUUAGACCAAGUUAGAUAAAUGAAUUUUUAUUGUAUGAGUUCAGAAGACGGAGGUAAACUCUAUAUUAACGAGGAGAUUUACCUUUAGAUUUUGAUGAAUUCAAAAUAUGAUAUUGGUAAAGCUAUUUAAACAUUAAAAAAUGAUUAUCAAUUUGAUAACGAGCAAAAUGAAAUUAUUUAAAUCAUCUCAUAGUGA
Messenger RNA from Stylonychia lemnae, 831 nucleotides. Lineage: Eukaryota; Ciliophora; Spirotrichea; Sporadotrichida; Oxytrichidae. The record is from the annotation of a GenBank genome assembly.